AUGAUGAAUGUUGACCAGGCAGCACCACCACAAUACCAACCACCACCAUAUCAUCAGCAACAACUGCAAUCACAACAACCACAACAACAACCACAGUCUCAUCCUCAUCCUCCUGCAACUUCCCAACGCCAGGUCUCAUUUAAUGUCUCUGACCACUACCAAAUCCUCGAGAUUGUUGGUGAAGGUGCUUAUGGCAUAGUCUGUUCUGCAAUCCAUAAACCAUCGGGCCAGAAAGUUGCCAUUAAGAAAAUCGAGCCAUUUGAACGCUCGAUGCUUUGUCUUCGUACAUUGCGAGAAUUGAAACUACUCAAACACUUUAACCAUGAAAACAUCAUUAGCAUAUUGGCCAUUCAGCGCCCCUAUAACUACCAACAAUUCAAUGAGAUCUACCUCAUCCAGGAAUUAAUGGAGACGGAUUUGCAUCGGGUUAUUCGCACACAAAACUUGACUGAUGACCAUAUACAAUACUUUACAUACCAAACAUUGCGAGCCUUAAAAGCCAUGCAUCUGGCCAAUGUCUUGCACAGAGACUUGAAACCAAGCAAUUUGUUGCUCAACUCCAACUGUGAUUUAAAAGUUUGUGAUUUCGGUCUUGCCAGGUCGAUUGCCCUGACGGAGGACAACUUUGGGUUUAUGACUGAAUACGUGGCGACUCGAUGGUAUCGUGCACCUGAGAUUAUGCUUACGUUCCAAGAAUACACUACGGCUAUUGAUGUCUGGUCUGUUGGCUGUAUAUUGGCAGAGAUGUUACUGGGCCGACCGCUUUUCCCUGGAAGAGAUUACCAUAAUCAGUUGUGGUUGAUUAUGGAGAUCUUGGGUACCCCAGAUAUGGAAGACUAUUACAAUAUCAAGAGCAAGCGAGCUAGAGAGUAUAUCAGAAGCUUACCAUUUUGCAAAAAGAUACCAUUUAAAGAAUUGUUUCAAACAAUGGGUAACCAGGGCCAAGUACCGGUAAACCCCUUGGCGAUAGACCUUUUGGAGAAGUUGUUGAUUUUCAAUCCUAGCAAGAGAAUAACCGUUGAAGAGGCAUUGCAGCAUCCGUAUUUGCAACUAUACCAUGAUCCAAAUGAUGAGCCUAGAAGUGAAAAGAUCCCCGAGGACUUUUUUGAUUUCGACAAGAGGAAAGACGAGUUGAGCAUUGAAGAGUUGAAGAAGAUGCUUUAUGAAGAGAUUAUUCAACCUUUAUAA
Messenger RNA from Lodderomyces elongisporus, 1188 nucleotides. It is a transcript of the gene CEK1, whose product is annotated as mitogen-activated serine/threonine-protein kinase. The transcript has a single exon. The record is from RefSeq and is a predicted model, not a curated record. Gene Ontology annotation, biological process: intracellular signal transduction; protein phosphorylation. Lineage: Eukaryota; Fungi; Ascomycota; Pichiomycetes; Serinales; Debaryomycetaceae. Bases 1 to 1188 code for a protein of 395 amino acids. Gene Ontology annotation, molecular function: MAP kinase activity; ATP binding. Gene Ontology annotation, cellular component: cytoplasm; nucleus.